Aspergillus saccharolyticus JOP 1030-1 is the source of this 2118-nucleotide messenger RNA. RefSeq names its product putative carboxypeptidase S1 (gene cp1). Gene Ontology annotation, molecular function: serine-type carboxypeptidase activity. Bases 298 to 2118 code for a protein of 606 amino acids. Gene Ontology annotation, biological process: proteolysis. Gene Ontology annotation, cellular component: fungal-type vacuole. The record is from RefSeq and is a predicted model, not a curated record. NCBI's taxonomy places the organism in Eukaryota, Fungi, Ascomycota, Eurotiomycetes, Eurotiales, Aspergillaceae. The transcript is spliced from 2 exons.
CCCAAAUAGGCAGCGGGCUGACGGCGGGGGAAAUGCGACCGGCCGAGUUGACCCUCCAAACUCUUAUCGCUCGGAGAGGAUGAUGUUUGUAAGUUACUUAAAUUGCUUGAAUUCUCUCGGGAUUCUUGAUUAACCACUUCCAGCCAAGUUACCACCUUACUCCAAUCAACUUAAUUAAUCGGAGCUAAGGAUUGCACCCAUCCUGAUGCAUCUUAUAAGAAGCUGCCUGCCGGUCAAUCCGACCUAGUCCUUUCUCCCCACCCACCGACCCAGACCCAGGAUUACUUGCUGAUCGCAAUGCCUUCGCUGCAGACUGUGGUGGUGGCCUCUGUUCUCACCGGUGCCGCGGCCGGUCAGUUCUUCCCUCCAAAGCCUGAAGGGCUCACGGUGAUCGAUUCCAAGCAGUACGAAGGCGUCCAGAUCGCGUACAAGGAUCCUGGCAUCUGCGAAACCACGCCUGGAGUCAAAUCAUAUUCCGGCUAUGUCCAUCUCCCCUCGGGCACCCUCAAUGAGUUGGGGGUCGACCAACACUACCCCAUCAAUACCUAUUUUUGGUUCUUCGAAUCGCGCAACAACCCCGCCAAUGCUCCCUUGUCGAUUUGGAUGAAUGGUGGUCCCGGGGGCUCAUCUAUUAUUGGUUUGCUGCAGGAGAAUGGUCCCUGUGUAGUUAACAAGGAUUCCAAUUCAACGCAGCUGAAUCCUUGGUCGUGGAACAACUAUGCCAACAUGCUCUACAUCGACCAGCCCGUCCAUACCGGGUUCAGCUACGAUGUGGCCGUGAAUGGCACCUUCAACGCUCUCACGGAGGAGUGGGAUACUUCCGGCCUGGAAAAUGGCAUUCCGGAGCAGAAUAACACCCUCUGGGUGGGCACAUUCCCCAGCAUGAACAAUCAAUCCACGGUCAAUGGAACCGUCAACGCUGCUCGCGCCUUGUGGGUGUUUGCGCAGACAUGGUUUUCGGAGUUUCCCGAGUAUCAGCCCCAUGACGACCGCGUCAGUAUCUGGACCGAGUCCUACGGCGGACGCUACGGUCCGGCCUUUACAGCGUUCUUCCAAGAUCAGAACAACAAGAUCGCGAAUCGCACAUUGUCCGGCCAUGCAAUUCACCUCGACACCCUGGGCAUCAUUAACGGCUGCAUAGACCUGCUGGUACAAGCGCCGACUUUCCCCGAGUUCGCCUACAACAACACCUACGGCAUCGAAGCACUCAACCGCACCAUCUAUGAUGCCGCCAUGCAUGCUUGGAGUCGACCCGGUGGUUGCAAGGACAAACUGAGUGCAUGCCGUGCGGUAGCCGCCGAGGGUGAUCCCGAGAUGCAUGGCAACAAUCAGACCGUCAAUCAGAUCUGCCAGGAUGCGGACGCUUACUGCAUCGACGCAGUCAAAGGUCCCUUCAAGGAGCACUCCGACCGUGGCUACUACGACAUCGGGCAUCCCGCGAAAGAUCCCUUCCCGGAGUCGUAUUUCAUCGGGUACCUGAACCAGCACUGGGUGCAGGCCGCUCUGGGGGUCCCCGUGAACUACACCCGCUCCGCGGAGGACAUCUGGGAGGCGUUCCGGUCGACGGGCGACUAUGCACGCUCGGACAGCCGCGGCCUGAUCGAGGAUCUCGGCUACGUGCUCGAUUCGGGCAUCAAGGUGGCCCUCGUCUACGGAGACCGGGACUUCGCCUGUCCUUGGACCGGCGGGGAGGAGGUCAGUAAGCUGGUGGAAUACGCUGGGGCGGACCAGUUCCGGUCCGCAGGCUAUGCCGAGCUGAAGACGAACUCGUCGUAUGUUGGGGGCAUGGUAAGGCAGUACGGCAACUUUUCAUUCACGCGAGUCUAUCAGGCUGGCCAUGAGGUUCCGGCGUAUCAGCCCCAGACCGCCUAUGAGAUCUUUAAUCGGGCUCUGUUCAACCGGGAUCUGGCGACGGGGAAGGUUUCGACAGUAAAAACCCCAGACUACAAGAGCCAGGGGCUAGACUCGACUUGGAUGAUCAAGAAUACGCCCCCGGCGCCCCCGGAGCCUGAAUGUUAUGUUCUGGCCUUGCAGGAGACUUGUACCGAGGAGCAGAUUGAGAGCGUGGUCAAUGGAUCGGCAGUGAUUAAGGACUAUAUAGUGGUGGGGAGGAAGUGA